GGCGGCCACGGUACGGGUCGGGCCGGGGCCGGGGCGUGUUCUCGUCCUGCGGCGGAGGGAAGCCGAGUGUCGGCGCCGGAGCGGAGCGGACACGGCCUCGGACACGCGGUUGGCGUUGAGACCGCAGGGCUUCCUCCCUCAGCUCGGUGAAGGCGACGUACGGCUGCGGCUGUUAACAUGAGAACCACCGGUGAAAAGGCAGAGGUGUUGAGUGUGAUUGGUGUCUUCGGCACGUUGUUAGUCACUGUCAGUGCUCUUUACUCAGCGAGUGAUGAUGUUGUGGAAUUAUCCCCAAGUAACUUCAAUAGGGAAGUUAUUCAAAGCGAUGAACUGUGGCUGGUGGAGUUCUAUGCACCAUGGUGCGGGCAUUGUCAGAGUUUGGCCCCAGAGUGGAAAAAAGCUGCAUCAGCCUUGAAGGGAAUAGUAAAAGUUGGAGGAGUAGAUGCAGACAAGCAUCAGUCUCUCGGUGGGCAGUAUGGUGUUCAAGGAUUUCCAACAAUAAAGAUCUUUGGAUUAAACAAAAACAAACCUGAUGAUUAUAAUGGUGCUAGGUCUGCCCAAGGUAUCACUGAUGCAGCACUUAACACUUUGAGGUCAAUUGUCCGGGAUAGACUCGGAGGCAAGAGUGGCUCAAGUUCUGGCAAAAAGAGCGGUGAUAGUAAAUCUGGUAAAAAGGAUGUGAUUACAUUGACGGAUGAUAACUUUGAUGAAAAUGUGAUCGGGAGCAGCGACAUUUGGAUGGUGGAGUUCUAUGCACCAUGGUGUGGGCACUGUAAGAGGUUAGAACCAGAGUGGGCAGAAGCAGCCACUGAGGUCAAAGAGCAGACAGGUGGAAAGGUCAAAUUGGCUGCAGUGGAUGCCACAACUAGUCAGGCAUUGGCCGGUCGGUAUGGGAUUCGUGGAUAUCCCACCAUCAAAAUAUUUCACAAAGAUGAAGAUAAUCCUAUUGACUAUGAUGGUGGAAGAUCUAAAAGUGAUAUUGUUGCUCGUGCUCUUGAGUUGUUUGCUGAAAAUGCCCCCGCUCCAGAAAUGAAAGAGAUUACUAAUGAGGAUGUACUGAAGAAGACAUGUGAUGACCAUCAACUCUGCAUUGUUGCUGUAUUGCCACACAUCUUGGACACUGGGGCUUCUGGGAGAAAUGAUUAUUUGGACGUAAUGAAGGCUAUGGGCAACAAAUACAAGAAGAAGUUCUGGGGUUGGCUAUGGACUGAAGCAGGUGCGCAGGCAGAGCUUGAAGAUUCUUUGGGUAUCGGUGGAUUUGGUUAUCCAGCUAUGGCUGCGAUUAAUGCCAGAAAAAUGAAAUUCGCUCUGCUGAAAGGCUCCUUUAGUGAACAGGGCAUCAAUGAGUUUUUGAGGGAGUUGUCAGUUGGGAGAGGUUCAACCUCUCUUGUCAAAGGAGCUGCAUUCCCCAAAAUUUACAAUGUAGAUCCCUGGGAUGGUAAAGAUGGUCAGUUGCCAGUCGAAGAAGACAUUGAUUUAAGUGAUGUAGAUCUUGACGAGUUUGACAAGGACGAGCUGUGAACUAAUGGCAUGGCAGACAGUACCCUUUAUCUGAAGCAUUGGACUGAUCAUCUGUCUGCACCAAAGCCUUAUUUCAUCUUUCUGGCUUUAUGUAUUUCUACUGUAACCUGUAAAUAAGUUUCACUGGAUUUUUCUAAAAAAAAAAGAUUGAAUGUUAUGUUUCAAAUUUUUACAUAAACUGAUUUAAUAGAUCAGACAGGUUGCCAUUUACUGUACAUUGUUACAUUUCACUAUUUAAAUGGUUUCUCAAGUCUCUUCUAGUGGGUGGGAUGUGGUGCAAACCUGCAUAAUGUAUUUUUGACAUCCCUGCAUGUAUUUGAACAGUUCUUGUUCCAAAGAAAGUGAUCUGUCCUACAAAGGACAAGUAAGAUCUUGGUGAUUUAGCCAUUAAUUGGGAGUAAGCGUCUGGAACUUUGGAAUUUUGCAUUGAUGAUACAUUUUGUUUAGGAUGGAAUUCACAAAAUAAAUCUAUGUUUCAGCUCUUUGAAACAGGUUUGGUAGUAAUGGAAGUAUGGUUAUUUUUAUUAAUGUUGCAUUCUAGAGGUUCGUAUCUCCUUUGGAACACACUAAGACGACUUGCUUUGUUCCUGAUACAUUUGGUCCUCUUGCUAAACUACAAGUAAUUUUAAUCCUUGUCCAGAAUAAUUGCCACAGGAUUUGCUUUGAUAUCCAGUCAUUGAAUUUGUGGAAUAUUUGUCAUUAACUAGCACUAACUUUCAUUGUUUUCAAAAUUAAUUAUGGAAAUCUAUUUUCUGUUUUGAUUUUGAGAAAUUACACUUCAUGGUGUUAGGUGAGCGUCUGUGUGUGGCAUUGACAGAAGACUGACCUUGAUUCAGUUAGAACUUAAAAUUUUUUUUGUAUUGAUCUGCAUUAAAGAAAGGUUAAUGUGCAUAAAUUGUUUACUACAAGUUCCCAAGAUAAAGACCAAAAUAAUACCUGUCUUUGAAAUGUGUCUGCUUAAUAUGAAACAGGAGGCUACUAAUAGGCCCUCAUCCUUCUCCUUAUCCCUGUAAUUUGUUCUCUCUGUCCUUCAACUCCCCUUAGAUCCUUUGUCACUCAUUUAUACUUGGAGAUUUGUAAAAACCAGUUAACCUACCAGCUCACCUUUGUGAUAAAACUGUUAGUAUCUGACACAGACCCACAGUCAUGGGGAGAACAUGCAAACUUGAACCGUUCAAGAUAGUGACUGAACUCAAGUUUAUGGACCUGUGGUCUGCCUUGCCUCAUUAGACAAUACUGAUGUCUGCAGUUUUUGCAAAAGUACAAACUGCAUUGCAGGUUACUUGGGGUUAAUCAAUUUAAAUAUUACAAUAGGUUCCUAAUUUUAAGGAUAAUCAUGGGAGAGUUAGACCUUUAACAUUCAACACAAUAUAAUGAAUAUAAAUAAUUUUUUUUACAUUGUGUCUCAUUUCACAUGGGUACUGGAGCAGAAGCCCCAUUUCUAGCCUGCAGCUUUCAACUGUUCAAAAAUUGCAAAUGAUGGCAGUAGAUAAUUAACUCAGUAGCACAUUUAUAUAAUAAGGAUGCGCUUGCCGUAUGGAGAUGCUGUUGAGAUUGACAUUGGUGUUACUGACAAUCAAGACCUUAAAAGAAGAGGAAUCUACAGCUUACAAUAACAAUUGGGUGGAGAUAUCUUUGAACAUUUCUGUUAGUUCCAAAAACAUCUUUUCUGAAACAAUUGUAUUUACUUGAAAAUUUACAUUUCUUUAAAUUGCACGUAAACUAAAACCAGAUGUAUUAUUAACAUUGAUGCUUCCUGGUGGGGAAAGAAUUGUAGGCUUCAGCUAUUUCCUCUUAAUAAAGUAAUUAUUUUCUUUAGCUAGA
Molecule: messenger RNA, 3345 nt
Organism: Hypanus sabinus (Atlantic stingray)
Lineage: Eukaryota; Metazoa; Chordata; Chondrichthyes; Myliobatiformes; Dasyatidae
Gene: pdia6
Product: protein disulfide isomerase family A, member 6
Exons: 13
Coding region: 178-1521 (447 amino acids)
Biological process (GO): response to endoplasmic reticulum stress
Cellular component (GO): endoplasmic reticulum lumen
Molecular function (GO): protein disulfide isomerase activity; protein-disulfide reductase activity
Source: RefSeq, a predicted model, not a curated record